This is a messenger RNA of Striga hermonthica, 822 nucleotides long. Lineage: Eukaryota; Viridiplantae; Streptophyta; Magnoliopsida; Lamiales; Orobanchaceae. The record is from the annotation of a GenBank genome assembly.
AUGACGAAAAUUUCAGAAUCGUUGCCGCCAAAGGGUGGGUUUUCUUUCGAUCUUUGCAAGAGGAAUGAGAUGCUUGCGAAGAAUGGGUUGAAACAACCGUCUUAUCUGAAAACCGGGACCACCAUCGUCGGAUUAAUUUUUCAGGACGGUGUCAUUCUUGGAGCCGACACACGUGCCACUGAAGGCCCAAUUGUUGCUGAUAAGAAUUGUGAGAAGAUCCAUUACAUGGCUCCUAACAUCUAUUGCUGUGGAGCUGGGACUGCUGCUGAUACAGAAGCUGUCACAGACAUGGUUAGCUCCCAGCUGAAAUUGCACCGCUAUCAUACCGGUCGUGAAUCUCGGGUUGUGACUGCUCUCACUCUUUUGAAGUCUCAUCUCUUCAGCUAUCAGGGUUAUGUAUCGGCUGCCUUGGUUCUUGGCGGGGUCGAUGUGACUGGCCCUCAUUUGCAUACCAUAUACCCUCAUGGUUCAACCGAUACACUACCAUUUGCCACCAUGGGCUCUGGCUCACUUGCUGCGAUGGCUGUUUUUGAAUCGAAAUAUCGUGAAGGACUGAAUAGGGAUGAAGGAGUAAAGCUAGUAGCUGAAGCAAUAUGCUCUGGUAUAUUUAAUGACUUGGGAAGUGGAAGUAACGUAGACAUCUGUGUUAUAACAAAGGGGAAGCAAGAAUACCUGAGAAAUUAUUUGCUGCCUAACCCUCGUACAUAUGUCAGUGAGAAGGGCUACACGUUUACCAAGAAGACUGAGGUGUUGCUUACAAAGAUCACACCAUUCAAAGAGCUAGUUGAGGUGAUUGAAGGUGGAGAUGCAAUGGAAGAGUGA